Molecule: messenger RNA, 1353 nt
Organism: Phanerochaete carnosa HHB-10118-sp
Lineage: Eukaryota; Fungi; Basidiomycota; Agaricomycetes; Polyporales; Phanerochaetaceae
Exons: 8
Coding region: 119-1165 (348 amino acids)
Source: RefSeq, a predicted model, not a curated record
CACCUUGGACCAACGAUCGGCACUCCGUCUGGAGAACGAGUCGUUGACCCGUCAAUCCGCCCUGACUUCACAUAACUAGUCGAGAGUGUGAAUCCGUGCCCAUCAAUCAUUCUCCACAAUGGCUAAGCACGAUGUUCCUCUUGACAUCACGUUCCUUGUGUCAAUCUGGCUCGAGGCCCUGGUUUAUGGCUUCUUCAUGUGUCUGUUCUGCGCCUCCGUUUACAUCAACGUAGCGUUGCGCAGGGCGCAGGACGUUCACAGUAGGGUCAUGUUCGGCAUCGGUAUCUUGCUAUUCUUCAUGGCUUCAAUGCAUGUCGCCAUGAACUGCUACCGCAUGGUGAUGGCGUAUGUCAUCAAGCGCGACGCCCCCGGAGGACCGGCUGCCUACAUCGGUGCUUUGGCUCCUUGGGACCAUGUCUUCAAGGAUACUAUUUAUGCUACUCAAGAAAUAUUCGGGGAUGCGGUUGCCAUUUACCGCACCUGGGUCGUUUGGGGCAGGGACUGGAGACCAAUUGCACUUCCCUCUGUUCUACUCGUAGUUAGUCUGGUCUCUGGCUACUCGGUCUGUGGUCUCUACACAACCGAGAGUAGCUCCGCCAGCGUCUUCGACCCCCGCCUCCUCCGCUGGAUCACCACCUUCUAUGCCAUCUCUGUCGUCCAGUCCGGUCUGACCACCGGCCUCAUGGCCUACAGGAUCUGGCAGACGGACAGGAGGUCUAUCAAGUUCCGCACGAACCAGGAGGGCAACCUGAUGCCGAUUCUGCGUAUCCUCAUUGAGUCUGCGUCCAUCCAGUUCAUGGCGGAGGUCAUCCUCCUCUCGCUCUAUAGUGCCAACUACAACGCGCAGUACCUCCUGCUCGAGCUCAUUACACCGCUGGUCGGCAUCACCUUCAACGCCAUCUCGGUCCGUAUCGCGCUGCACCAGUCGGAGAUUAUGCAGAACGCCUCCAAGAGCUUCGGCGCCAUAGAGUCAGCGGUUCCCCACGCGAUCAACCCGGUGGCCACCAUCGGUUCGAUCCCCAUGCGCAGGAUGAACCCCACGCAGUCGAUCAACAUCCAGAUCAAAAAGGAUGUUGAGGCAUUUGGCGAUCACCAGAGCGGCGACACCGACUUCGUCGACUUCGAGAGGAAAGUACACGAUGAAGAGAUCGCACAAGUCCAAUAAACCAGCCUCGCCACAUACCAAUAUUACCCAUUCCUGUCGUUGCUUGUUUGUAAUUCACUACGCAUUUUUGCUUUCUCUCUCUUUCAUAUUCCACUCGUUUAGCAUUGUCUCGUCAACUUUGUAUAGAUUUCAUGCUGUGAACAACCUGGAAGCUAAUUGCAAUAAACACGGAAUUCGGAAUAAAAAAA